Molecule: messenger RNA, 1590 nt
Organism: Gloeophyllum trabeum ATCC 11539
Lineage: Eukaryota; Fungi; Basidiomycota; Agaricomycetes; Gloeophyllales; Gloeophyllaceae
Exons: 6
Coding region: 1-1590 (529 amino acids)
Source: RefSeq, a predicted model, not a curated record
AUGACCCCCUCAGAAUACAAGUACCACCACGUCCGCUCAGACUCGGGCUCUGCGCUGCCCUUUCUCCCCGACGACCACAAGCUACGCCCCUACCGCGACUCUGAAGAGUCCGACAUCGAGUCCCCGCUAACGCCCACCUUCCCCCGCCACUCCUUCUCUUCCUCCUCGUCUUCCCUUAAUAAUCUAUUCACAAAACGCAGACGAUGGCUCUUUGUCACAUGCGCCUUCCUCUCCGUCGCAUCCAUAACCGUGCUCUCCAUCCUCCUCGUCCUCACAAAUAAAGAGCCCGCACCCAGCGUAGUCGACGAAUCCGAGAAUCUUCCCCAGAUCGACCUGUCGCAAUGCGCGCAGCCGCCCCAACCGCAAGUCGUCCCUCCAUGGGACAAGAGCACCGUCCUGCUUGGCGCCCCGACCAAGAGCUUUAGAGGCACAUUGUGUGCUGCAGAUAAUCUGCGACCGGACAAACAGUACAUUACCUCCUGGUGGUCUGCCGGCUGGACGAACGAUGUCAUGACCGCCGCGAACCUAAUUUACCUGGGCUUGAUUACUGGCCGCACCCCCAUCAUCCCCCCGUUCACCCCCUCCCACAUCGGCGGCGACGUCCCGCCCAUCCCCUUCGGCGAGGUCUUCAACGUCUCCCGCCUCGCGCAGGCCCUCGGCAGGCCCGUGCUCGAAUGGCACGACGUCAAGGAGAUCAGGAACAACUCCGAGCUGGGGUGGAGUCUGCCCUCUGUCCCGGCAGAGGGUGAGGAGCCGCAGACGAACGUGACGACGUGGGAGGUGCAGCAGGACGUGGUCGGGUGCUGGAAUACGUGGGAGAGCGUGCAGUACAACGAGCACUUUCCCCGGAGGAGCUCCGUCCCGCACUGGCUGGGCCUAGACAUAUCCUACACGCGCCUGCCCGCCUCAAUCAAGCUCAUCCCGAACUUCGUUCACGACAUGCACACCACGUUUUGGGCGCUCGCGCAGUACGCGUUCCCGCAAGGGCGCGCCGAGGCUCUCAGUCGUAUGCCCGAGGACGGCGGUGAGCUGAUCAGGCCUGCCGAUGCGAGCGGGCAGAGACUCGAGCCGGACGAGCAGAUGAUGUGCUUGGAUUACCUGUACUACGUUUCGGCACGCACUCCGUUCGAGUUUGAGAAGGAUUACAGCCCGGCGUGGCGAGAGGUCGCGACGCAUAUGCAUUGGACGGAUCGGUUACAGGAGAUCACGAACGGAUUUAUUCGCAAGGCGUUUGAGCUGCCCGAAGGCGCUGACAUCCCUCCCAUCCAAGCGGACCUCCUCGCGUCGCGCAACAUCUCCGUGCCCGCCGCGCACGUGCUCAUGACGUCGGACGAGCAGGACGCGGCGUGGUGGGCGCAGGUGCGCGCGAUGGGCUGGCGGUGGAUCGACCACGGCGCGGAGGAGACGGCGGCGAGGCUGGGGCGGUGGUACCCCGUGCUCGUGGAUGCGGUCGUGCAGAGCGGGGGCGUGGGGUUUGUGGGCACGGAUCGGAGCACGAUGAGUUUGAUGGCGCAGAGGCGGGUGGAGGAUUGGCAGGGGGGCGUGACGAGGACGGUGAAGUGGGGGAGUGUGGAUGCGGAUGCGCAUUAG